Messenger RNA from Nomia melanderi (Alkali bee), 4340 nucleotides. Its product is annotated as discoidin domain-containing receptor 2. Lineage: Eukaryota; Metazoa; Arthropoda; Insecta; Hymenoptera; Halictidae. Gene Ontology annotation, cellular component: plasma membrane; signaling receptor complex. Gene Ontology annotation, biological process: positive regulation of neuron projection development; protein phosphorylation; cell surface receptor protein tyrosine kinase signaling pathway. Gene Ontology annotation, molecular function: collagen binding; protein tyrosine kinase collagen receptor activity; ATP binding. The record is from RefSeq and is a predicted model, not a curated record.
AUGGAACCUACAUCGGCGAAUCGUCCGAACGCAAAGUAAUCGCGACGAGUCGCCGAAUUAUACGAGGAUCGGAUCUUGUCUCUGCACGACAACUUUGGCUUGCAACAUCUACCGAAUAGAAAAAUCCGUUACAUUCCAUGCCAUAGAAUAGAUUUAUUUGGAGCACGAUACGAUACGACACGAUACGUUGUCGCCGUACUGCGCGCGAGUUCUGUUGGAAGCAAGAAACGAUCGGGUGUCGUGCACCGAGAGACGAAAGCAUCAUGGAAUCGUUUCUUUCCGCGUCGAAAAAAGCUUUGGCGAAUUUGCCACAGCUGCGGAACGUCUGUAUCGUCCUGGGCAAUGCCACCUGCGACCUGGAUUCUGCCGUAUCUGCCCUGGUUCAAGGAUUCUCCGAACAUCUAAACGCGAUCAAGAGGAACGAAACCGAUCUUGUGGUAAUUCCGUUGUUGAAUAUACCGGAGAAAGAAUAUCGCGUAAAGACGGAAGUGGUGUACUUUUUAAACCGCCACGACAUCCCUUCGAAUUUAUUGACGUUUCGGGAUAAGAUAGAUUUGAUAGCAUUAAGGAAAAACGACGUUACGCGGCUGGAAAUCGUACUCGUCGAUCACCACACCCUUUCGGAAGAAGACGCUUUUCUAGCGGACUGCGUGAUCAAGGUUAUCGAUCAUCGACCGCGCGACGCAAAUUGGCCGUGGUCCGGUAAAACCGUUCAAAUAGAGACUGUGGGAAGCUGCGCGACUCUGGUAGCGAGGGAUUUCCUUGCCGCGCAUCCGGAAUUCGUGGAUUCGCUUCUGUCGAGCCUUUUACGAGGUCCGAUCUUGCUCGAUACUUGUAACUUGUCGAAAGAGGCUGGUCGCGCCACUUUGACCGACGUCCAAACGGUGGAAGCCCUCGAACGAAUCGGUUCUUCGAUUUCCCAACGAACCGUCGUGUUCGACGAAUUGCUCCGCGCAAAAACCGAUACGAGUGAAUUGAGUCUCGACGAUCUUUUGAUUCGAGACCUCAAGAUCGCAGCACGAGUGCCGUUCGUUGGAUUGCCUAUGUUAGUCAGGAAAUUCCUCGAGUUCGAAGGAGCGUUGAAGAUUCUCGAACAUUUCGCCGAUAGCAGAGGUAACGCGAUCGUUGUUUUGCUCGGAAUGUUGGUCGAGGGGCACGAGAUCGAAAGAGACGUUGCCAUUUAUUCCCUGGCCGGUAGCGCAGACGCUGAAAAGAUUAUACAAGCGCUUACGCAGUCGACACGGCCAAACCUCGACUUGACCUUCCGAUUAUCCGUUCGAGACCCGAUCAAGCAAAAAUGGUGCUUGGCGUUGUACGACCAGGGAAACGUUCGCGCCACGCGGAAGCAAAUACUACCGAUCGUUCGGGACACGAUCGCGUCGCAAUCUGUAAAUGCAUCGAAACGAAUGUCACGAUCCGACGCGAAAAUGUGCCGCACGCUGCUGACCGUUAUCCCUUUGGCUUGGCUGGUCACCGGCUAUUCUCCAUCCACGGACGAUUCAGCGAGAAAUGUUUUCGGUGAAUGCAUCGUUCCGCUGGGUAUGGAGGAAGGGAAGAUACCGGACCACGCCAUCACGGCAUCCUCUAGCUACGAAAGCAAGUCGGUGGGCCCUCAGAACGCGAGGAUACGGCAAGAAAAGAACGGCGGGGCAUGGUGCCCGAAAGCGCAGAUCAGCGGCGCGAUACGGGAAUAUCUGGAAAUCGACUUGACGAGAAAUCAUCUGAUCGCGUGGACCGAAACUCAAGGACGAUUCGGGAAUGGGCAAGGUCAGGAAUACGCGGAGGCAUUCUUUCUCGAGUACUGGCGUGACACCAAGUGGCAUCAAUACAAGAAUUUGAAGGGUGACAGAGUGUUGCGAGGAAAUAGCAACACCUACCUCGUGGAGAAACAAAAGCUAGAUUUGCCAUUCGUCGCGAGCAGGGUGCGUUUCGUGCCGUACAGUCAACAUCCCCGAACGGUCUGCAUGCGGGUUGAAAUUUACGGAUGCCCGUGGGAUCAAUACGUCGCCAGGUACGUCGCUCCGCGCGGCUCGCGGCUCGGACCCGGAGGGUGCAACCUCGAGGACGCCUCGUACGACGGUGCCGAGACGGCGGAACUCGACUCCGACUCGAUACUGCUCGGCGGUCUGGGCCAGCUGACGGACGGGAUUUUGGGGGAGAUUUCGGAAAUUCUGUCCCCCUCGGCGAGCACCGAUCGGCCCACGAAUUGGGUUGGAUGGUCCGAUCGCGACGCUGUCCAAUUGCUGUUCGAGUUUCAAGAAUCACGGGAGUUUGAGAAUUGCUCGAUCCACGUGGCCCGUUUGCCGGAACUAGGAAUAGAGGUGUUUUCUAGAUUCCGCGUUUGGUUCUCCGACGACGGCGAAGACUACCAAACGUAUCCGGAAAUGUCGCGAACGAUUAGCACAGAGGCCAGCUCGAGCACCGCUGGUGGCGCCGUUCUCUCGACGUCGAUCGCACUGCGAUCCAGAGUCGGAAAAUUUGUGAAAUUGGAACUCGGAGUUGCCGGGAAAUGGCUACUCGUCAGCGAAAUCACUUUCCACACGGUCGCAGGUAUCGAGAACCGCUCGAUCGAUGCGUAUUCGUCGAUCGGUCGGUCGUUUGACGAGGACCGAAAUCAAACUGAAUCGUGGACAAAGUUGUCCGACUCUAUGGAAGGUACGAUAUCCGGUUUCAACGAGACGGAGAUUUAUAAAAUUUUUAGAGACGACGGUUCGACUCUGGACGCUUUUCCCGUUGGAACUUUGCAAACUUACGUUGGCCUUGCCAGCGGACUGCUGACGGUGAUUCUUCUCUUUCUAACUUGCACAGCUCUUCUAAUUAAGCAAAGAGGUCGUAACAAAGUGGCUCUGCUACAAAAGCACACGGUUCUCCUUUGCGACUCGUCCUCGACUGGUAUCGCUGUCAACCCAAAAGACGUGAAACUUCACAGUUCCAUCGUGAACGGACUGUCUCUGAUUCGCAAACCAAUUGUCAUAACCAUGACCACCUCUGACACCUCUGUCGCCCCUGUCGCCCCCGUUGCCCCUGCUGCUUCGACCGUUGAUUCUGCCAGCUCGCCAGCCACGAUUGGUAAUAUAUACGUCGAAACUGACUCGGCAAAGAAUGCGGCGGCGGACCGCUCGGAUCGUCCGGUAGUCGAUGCUCGGUACGAACAGACUCGCCAGAUGGUUCCCGAGGAGAAUUUCAUUCUCGCGGAGGCAAACCGCGCAUCUGCGCGUGCAACCGAUUCGUACGAUUGCAAACGCAAGGUGAAUUCGACGAAAAGCAAGUUGACCGGAAUCGCGCCACCAGUUCCAGCGGCGAUAACGGCUUCUGAACUCAAAAAAGUCACGCAGCAUUCUCUAUCGGGGAAAACGAUUCGAAAGGUGCACGAGGGAUAUUACGCUGCGACGGAUAUAUUGACGAUAAAGAGGAAAGAGCUUUCUUCGAUCGCGAGUCCGUUCACGCCGUUGCAUGUCCGAGAGAAAAGUGGUAAAGUAACGUUGUCGCGUACCGUCGAUACGCACAACGUGCGACGUAUCUCUAGACACAGGUUACGGAUUUUGGAUACGCUCGGCGUGGGAAACUUUGGCUUGGUACAUUUAUGCGAGGCGAAGGGAAUCGCGAAUUUAGAUACGGACUCUAUAGAAAGUCGACAAACCGUGAUCGUUCGAUCUCUGUGGCGAGGUGUUGUUGACUCUCUGCGAAUCGACUUCACGAAAGAUAUGCUUGUCUUGGCGGCGCUCAAAGAUCCACACGUGGCAAGGAUGAUCGCCUUCGUGGAAGAGGAACCGUUUGGAGCUGUAUUCGAAUAUAGCGAAUUAGGGGACUUGCCUACCUUUUUGGAAAACCAGAAAAUCUUAAUCGAGAACGAGACUGCUUUCAGCUAUAGAGAUCGCUUGAACUUUGUCAAACAAAUCGCAUCCGGUAUGAAAUACCUCGAAUCUCGAAAUAUUCCACACAGCGACUUGGCAGCCAGGAAUUGUAUCGUCGGCCAACAUCUGACAAUAAAGGUGUCCGAUCACGCGGUGUAUUGCGGCAAAUAUGAUCACCAUUAUUAUAUGGACGUGUACAACGGAAAAAUUCCUCUUCGUUGGAUGGCAUGGGAGGCGGUUAUAUUGAGUAUGCGAAGCUGUCGAGCGGACGUUUGGUCGUUCGGCGUGACUAUUUGGGAAAUAUUUACAAAUUGCAACGAAAUUCCGUAUUCGGAAAUGACGGUGGAACAAGUUUUCGAAAAUCACAGGCGUUGGUAUCGCGAGGAAACGUGGACUGUAAAUGAGAAUGGAAAUGGUUUAUUGGACUUGGUCUUCACGUAUACAUAUAGGAAUACAUGUAAAUUGUAUCUAAUAGAUUUAUCGUAA